Racocetra fulgida is the source of this 606-nucleotide messenger RNA. The record is from the annotation of a GenBank genome assembly. Lineage: Eukaryota; Fungi; Glomeromycota; Glomeromycetes; Diversisporales; Gigasporaceae.
AUGAAUGGGAUUGAUGCUGUUGCUUUGGCGACAGGUCAGGAUUGGCGUGCUAUUGAAGCCUUAGCUCAUGCGUGGGCUUGUGAUGGAGUAAGAGAUGACUAUUCUCAGUCCAACAAUUACCGUCCUUUGACAACAUAUUGGAUUGAAAAAGACGAUCAGUUGGUAGCAUGUGGGAAAGAAGGCGAUGACUGUUUAAUGUUUUGCGGGGAAUUGGAAUUGCCCAUAACAGUUGGUACCGCUGGCGGUGUUAUAAAUACAAAUCCUGUUUAUUCAUAUAAUAUGGGAAUUAUGGGAAACCCUAACGCAAGAGACCUCUCUAUGAUCAUGGUAUGUAUAGGUCUUGCUCAAAAUUUUGCUGCUCUCCGUGCACUUGCUACUGAAGGUAUACAGUGUGGACACAUGAAAUUACAUGCCAACAACAUAGCCUUUACAGCAUUACGUUGUUAUGAAGAUGAAACAAACCGUAGUUAUCCAUCUCACAUUGUCACAAAUACUGCACAAAGAAUGAUAGAAAAAGGUAGUAUAACGUUAGCCACAGCUAAGGAAAUUAUAGAAGAAUCUUUAUCUGGGUCUAUUAAUACCAAAGUUCAGUGCACUUACAUGUGA